Capronia epimyces CBS 606.96 is the source of this 2460-nucleotide messenger RNA. RefSeq lists its product as uncharacterized. The record is from RefSeq and is a predicted model, not a curated record. Gene Ontology annotation, cellular component: cytoplasm. Gene Ontology annotation, molecular function: mRNA 3'-UTR binding. Gene Ontology annotation, biological process: post-transcriptional regulation of gene expression. The coding region runs from base 1 to 2460 and encodes 819 amino acids. Lineage: Eukaryota; Fungi; Ascomycota; Eurotiomycetes; Chaetothyriales; Herpotrichiellaceae. The transcript is spliced from 4 exons.
AUGAGUCGCAAGUCAACUCCAACCAUCAAGGUGCGCGAAGAGAGUGAAGAGAUACGUGGCGCUGCGGGCAACAAUCUUACUCCUUCAACAACAUCUCACAUUACACCUUCAGCCCGCCCUCCUUUCACAGUUUUGCACUCCGAUAAGCUCAGCAACAUUCAACCUUCAAAGCGCAAGGACAAAACCACCACAGACCAACCCGAGUCCAACGUUGCCGCCGGCAUGGAUGACAUACUCUCCCGCCUCAAGCUGAAUGACUCUCGCAAACCCACGCCUCCUACUGAAAGCAAAGCUCAGAAGACUGACUUUGGCACGCUUAACAAACUUCUGAACAAUCUGCAAGACCAGAACAAAACCUUGAAGGAACAGGAGAAGGAACUUAAAAAUGGUGUAGAACCAGAUACUCAGAAAGAGAUCGGCACAACCUCUACCUCUGCCUCUGCCUCUGACCUUUGUGUCCCUGGAAUUGGUCACUUUGACAUGGCAAAGCCGAGCCCAGGCCCGCAUCCCUCAGUUGUUGGCAACGUUGACCUUGCAGAGAUGAUGCGUGUCAAACAAGAGCUCGAAGCCGCCAAAUCGGUCAUAUCUCGCCAGGAGCAAGAACUUGCUGAGACCCGAAAUCUUAAGCAGACCAUGGAUCAAGCCAUGGGUCCUCCUUCCGAAGUUGACUUUGGCGCGCCAAAUGACAUCUCGGAGCAGACUAUCGGGCAUCUUCAGAGUGCGUUCAACGCUUCUGCUCGUCCGUUUACUUCACGCACCGACACCUGGGUUGCUCAGGAGGAGGCACGUUCUGAACAGUCCGAUGUUCUUGGUGCGGGCAACUUUGGGCGUGGUCGAGCAAUUUGGAACAAUCCCACUGCAUCCAUGACAAAUAUUUUGGCCAGUAACGCUCCUGCGGCAGGUUACACCAAUCCUCGUGAUUCCCGCCUCUCCGGUCAAGCCUACAAUGGUGUGUAUGGAGCAACCAUUUCUCCUGCCGAAGCAAACUUCCAGCCACGGAACUUCUCAGCUGCUCCCAAUGGUUACGACAUGCACAGAAAUGCUGAGAUGAUGCCAUACAAUCCUUCGGUUGGUAUGAGGCGGAAUGGAGGACAAUUGCGCAUCAAUUCGACCAUCAGUGACCCGAUGGCCCAAUUCGGCAGCUUCCCACCAGGUGCAUCGGCACUUACUCCGCCGCCAAUCAGUCCCGUAGCGCUUCCAGCUCAAUACAAUUAUCAACGCGGACUUACAACACCAAUCACUCCUGCAGCACCGGACUUCCCAACCACCACUGUUCAUGGGGCUAGCAACCCAUGGUCGCUUCCGGGGGGAGCAGUGAACGGACAGACCUAUGUGACGCCACUUGAACCAAUGAACUAUCGUCGUCUCCUUGACAAAUCUGUGUCCUGCGACUGGAAGUAUAUUGUGGACAAGAUCGUCUGUAACAAUGAUCAGCAAGCCAGCAUCUUCCUCCAACAGAAGCUCAAGGUCGGCACAGCGGAGCAGAAAUUCGAGAUUGUGGAGUCUAUUGUCAACCAAGCUUACCCUCUCAUGAUCAAUCGGUUCGGUAAUUUCCUUGUUCAACGAUGCUUCGAGCACGGUACCCCGGAGCAGGUUGUCGCGAUUGCCAACGCCAUUCAUGGAAAUGUCAUCUCUUUGAGCAUGGACCCUUUCGGCUGCCACGUCAUCCAGAAGGCUUUUGAUUCUGUCCCCGAGGACCACAAGGCUGACAUGGUGCGAGAGUUGCUUCGUCGUAUUCCGGACACUGUCAUCCACCGUUACGCCUGUCACGUUUGGCAGAAACUAUUCGAACUACGCUGGAGUGGCGAGCCACCACAGAUCAUGUUGAAGGUCAAUGAAGCCCUCCGAGGCAUGUGGCAUGAGGUUGCCUUGGGUGAAACUGGAAGUCUUGUCGUGCAGAACAUUUUCGAGAACUGUGUCGAAGACGAGAAGCGCCCUGCCAUUGAGGAGGUCAUUGCCAACAUUGAUUUGAUUGCACACGGACAAUUUGGCAACUGGUGCAUCCAGCAUUUGUGCGAGCACGGCUCUCCACCAGACAAGCGUCGUGUGAUUGACCACAUUCUCGCCAAAUCUUACGACUACAGCAUUGAUCAAUUCGCCUCGAAAGUGGUGGAGAAGUGCCUGAAGAUUGGAGGCCCAGAGUUCUUGGAUCGUUACCUCGGAGUCAUCACCACCGCUCAUCCAGACCGUCCACGUAUUCCGCUCAUCGAUAUUGCGGGCGACCAGUAUGGCAAUUAUUUAAUUCAAUGGAUCUUGAUGAACACUCAUCAUCACCAGCGAGAGCAGGUGGCCAUUCACAUCCGCAAGCACAUGGUGUCGCUUCGGGGCUCCAAAUUCGGCUCUCGUGUUGCCAUGCUCUGCUGCAACCCGAACUCAGUCACUCGUCCAGGUCCUGGAGCAGUCGUCAAUCCCUUUGGCGCACCGGGCCAACCACGCAGCCAGUGGCCUCGCUUCCGCUAG